Molecule: messenger RNA, 1674 nt
Organism: Trematosphaeria pertusa
Lineage: Eukaryota; Fungi; Ascomycota; Dothideomycetes; Pleosporales; Trematosphaeriaceae
Product: glutamate decarboxylase
Exons: 7
Coding region: 1-1674 (557 amino acids)
Biological process (GO): L-glutamate catabolic process
Cellular component (GO): cytosol
Molecular function (GO): glutamate decarboxylase activity; pyridoxal phosphate binding
Source: RefSeq, a predicted model, not a curated record
AUGGUGCACCUCAACCGCAUCGCCACGGAUGCCGAAAUCCAAGCCACCAAGAGGCUCGUCGGCGGCCUGAGCAAGUUCAAGUUCGAGCCCGUCGACGAGGAGCCGGAUGAUUUUACUGCGACCGUGUAUGGGAGUAAGUAUGCGGCGGAGGAUCUGCCGCGGUAUGAGAUGCCAGAGCGCGAGAUGCCGCCGCAGGUGGCGUAUCGCAUGAUUAAGGAUGAUCUUACGCUGGAUGGGACGCCGACGCUGAAUUUGGCGAGCUUUGUUACGACGUAUAUGGUAUGUGUUUUCUGCUUCCCGGGAGGCGUGGGUUUUGCCGGAGAGGAGGAGAGGAGGGAGCGGACGGGCUGCGAUGGUGCGGGGGGGAUGAUGGAAGACGAAGCCGAAAAGCUCAUGGUCGACGCCUUCAGCAAGAACUUCAUCGACUACGAGGAGUACCCCGUCAGCGCCGACAUCCAAAACCGCUGCGUAGCCAUGAUCGCCCGCCUCUUCAAUGCGCCCACGUCGGAAGACUCCAACGCGGUUGGCACCUCGUCGAUCGGCAGCUCGGAAGCCAUCAUGCUCGGUGUGCUCGCCAUGAAGAAGCUGUGGGCCAACAAGCGCAAGGCCCAAGGAAAGCCGUACGACAGACCCAACAUCAUCAUGAAUUCGGCUGUCCAGGUGUGCUGGGAGAAGGCCGCGCGGUAUUUUGACGUAGAGGAGAAAUACGUGUAUUGCACAGGAGACCGCUACGUGAUUGAUCCGCACGAGUGUGUCGACCUGAUUGACGAGAAUACCAUUGGUAUUUGUGCGAUUCUGGGGACCACUUAUACGGGAGAGUACGAGGAUGUCAAGGCCAUCAACGACCUGCUCGUCGCGCGAAACAUCGACGUCCCCAUCCACGUCGACGCCGCCUCCGGUGGCUUCGUCGUCCCGUUCGUCAACCCAGGCCUAGAGUGGGACUUCCGCCUGGAAAAAGUCGUCUCCAUCAACGUCUCCGGCCACAAGUACGGGCUCGUCUACCCCGGUGUCGGAUGGGUCGUCUGGCGGGACCCGAUGUACCUCCCCAAAGAACUCGUCUUCAACAUCAACUAUCUCGGCGCAGACCAAGCCUCCUUCACGCUGAACUUCUCCCGCGGCGCGUCUCAGAUCAUCGGCCAGUACUACCAGAUGAUCCGGUUGGGCAAGCGCGGAUACCGCCGCAUCAUGCUCAAUCUCACGCGGACGGCCGACUAUCUCGCUGCGAACCUUGAGGAGCUGGGCUUCAUUAUCCUGUCCGAGAGGAGCGGCGCCGGGCUGCCGCUCGUAGCCUGCCGGCUGGAUGAGGACCUGGGCAAGCAGUACGACGAGUUCGCCAUCGCCCACCAGCUCCGCGAGCGCGGCUGGGUCGUCCCCGCAUACACCAUGGCGCCGCACUCGGAGCAAAUGAAGCUCAUGCGCAUCGUCGUGCGCGAGGACUUCACCAAGUCGCGCUGCGACGCCCUGAUCACUGACUUCAAGUUGGCGCUGCAGACGCUCGACGCCAUGGACGCAAAGCGGCUCGAGGAGCACAGGGAGCACGCGAAAGAGUUCCACAUGCGCCGCCGCUCGACGCUCAUUGGGAACAUGCCCCCGUCGAAGCGCUGGUCGACGGGCCACUUCGACGACGACCAUAGCUUGCAGGCGAAGCAUGGGAAGACGCAUGCGGUGUGCUAG